GAAGAAGAAGAACAGCAGCAGCAGCAGCAGAUGAUGCUGAUUAAAGAGGAAGGUCCUGAAGAACAGACGCCUGAUGUGGACCAGCAGGAGAUGGAGCUCGUCAUCGUAAAGGAGGAAGAGCAGGAACUGUGGACCAGUGUGGAGGGGCGGCAGCUCGAUGCAGAGGAGGAGACUGCUGUCGCCAGGUUUCCGCUCACUGCAGUUUCUUUGAAGAGUGAGGAGGAUGAAGAGAAACCUCCUCAGCAACACAUAGAAAAAAGAGAUCUUCCAACCAGCAGCUCUGCUGAUCACAUGGAAACAGAAACUGGUGGAGGACAAGAAACUACCAGGAACCCAGGUCUGAAGACUCAUGGAGAUGAUUCCAGCUCUUCAGAGACUGAAGUCAGUGACCAUGAUGAAGACGAGGAUGAGAACCAUUUUGACUGUCAGCUGAAAGGCUCGUCAGACUUUGAGACAAAAACUGAGGACUGGAAGGAGAGCGAGUCUCCUGGGUCAGGCGUGAACUCUGUCAACAAAUCCUUCAGCUGCUCUGAGUGUGGUCAACAGUUUCUCCACACCUGGCCUCUUCAGAGACACAUGGCAGUCUCCUAA
Molecule: messenger RNA, 591 nt
Organism: Nematolebias whitei (Rio pearlfish)
Lineage: Eukaryota; Metazoa; Chordata; Actinopteri; Cyprinodontiformes; Rivulidae
Product: neurofilament medium polypeptide
Exons: 3
Coding region: 31-591 (186 amino acids)
Source: RefSeq, a predicted model, not a curated record